GUGAGCACAAGAAAGAAAGGAGGAAGAUGGACCAAUAUCCCAACAUCACGAUCCGUGAGAGGCACACAGUGUCCCUAGCGCUGACGGAGAGCAUGGUCUAUGGGGACGGACCCAACGGGACCCGGUGCUUUGCAGAACACAUCCCCGAAAUCGUCACCGGCAGCAUCACGCUGCUCAUCUGCCUCUGUGGGCUGGUGGGGAACGGGGCCAUCCUCUGGCUCCUGGGCUGCCGCAUCCGCAGGAACCCCUUCACUGCCUACCUCCUGAACCUGGCCGUGGCUGACACCUGCUUCCUCCUCUGCACGUCGGCUUUCCUGGUCAUCUACCACAUGCCCAUGCUCAGCUGCUUCCAGCCGGAGCUGUUGCGGGUGCUGCCGCUGUUCCACUCCAUGGUCCUGCUCACCUACAGCACCAGCCUCUAUCUCCUCACGGCCAUCAGCGUGGAGCGGUGCGUGGGUGUCCUCUGGCCCUUCUGGUGCCGAUACCACCGCCCCAAGCUCCUCUCGGCCGUCAUAUGCAGCCUGCUGUGGGCCCUUGCCUGCGUGUUCUCCGGGCUGGUGUACUUUGUGUGUGACCUGGGACACUCUGGACACUGCUGGAUGGUUCUCGGAACCUUGUGCUUUCUCAAUUUCUGCUUUUUCACUCCCUUUAUGGUUCUUUCCAACGUGAUCCUCUUCAUCAAGCUUCGGCAGAGCUCUUGGCAACAGCACCCGGCGAGGCUCUACACCAUCAUCUUCCUCACCGUUUUCUUCUUCCUCCUCUUUGGCAUUCCGUUCAGCAUCCAGAUCUUCCUCAACUUAAAAGUCUACAUGAGAUUUGUCUUUGAGAUCUGCCUGUUGCUGGCCUCUUUCAACAGCAGCAUCAAUCCGGUUAUUUACGUCCUGGUGGGGAGUUACGGGAAGUCCAGGUUCAGGGGAUCCAUCAAAGUGGCUCUCCAGAGGGUCUUUGAAGACAGGGCAGAUUCCCAGGAGGUGGGUGAGACCCCCGUGAUGGGAAUUGAUGCCUAA
Molecule: messenger RNA, 1007 nt
Organism: Pterocles gutturalis (yellow-throated sandgrouse)
Lineage: Eukaryota; Metazoa; Chordata; Aves; Pterocliformes; Pteroclidae
Product: proto-oncogene Mas-like
Exons: 1
Biological process (GO): G protein-coupled receptor signaling pathway
Cellular component (GO): membrane
Molecular function (GO): G protein-coupled receptor activity
Source: RefSeq, a predicted model, not a curated record